This is a messenger RNA of Astrephomene gubernaculifera, 2692 nucleotides long. Lineage: Eukaryota; Viridiplantae; Chlorophyta; Chlorophyceae; Chlamydomonadales; Astrephomenaceae. The record is from the annotation of a GenBank genome assembly.
CACCGCUGGACGUAUGGAGUGUAAACGGCGUCUUUGGGUCAUUUUGCAAUUUGUUGCUAGGGCUAAGUCCCAGGUCGCUCGGUUUCGAGCCGUUUACACAGGAAGGCCCAGGAAUGCUGCUCUGCGUUAACUUAAAGUUCUUUGCAUUCGCACCAAACGCGGUUCCGCAUAGAGCAACACCCAAGGACUUGGGUCAUGCCGCUCGUCCCAAGGACGCAUCCGCACAAUCCAUAACCAGUUCAGCCCAAGGCGGCCCAGCCGCCGCCACAGCUGCAGCGCCAAAGGUCACUGCAAGAUCAGGAGCCACGGGAGCAGCCCGGGCUGCAGCAGCUGCCGUACACAUGCAGAAGCUGCAUGCCUGGCGCGAUGCCGUACGUACUCACUUAUCUUCUGUCGUACAUGGGAAUGCUGGCGCAGCAGCUGCCAGUGCCGAGCGGCAGCGCAUGGGGCCCUAUGAGGAACAGCAGCUGUCAAGCAGCAGUAGCAGCAGCGAUACAGGCGCCGACGGCAUUCAAGUAAUGAUGGUCAACAGUAGCAGUACUCGGCUGAUCUCCACGCCACAUGUAAGCAAUGCUGCCGCUGCGGAUGCAACCAGGUGCAUCCCCCCAGCAGCAACAGCCUCCCCACCAACAUCUCUAGCAGCAUCAAACCCACCCUGGAGGAAACUCCUCCUCCUCAGGAGGCUUCCAAGAUCUGCCGUACAACCACCGGGCGCAGCAGCACCCGGCAUGCACCCCAGCACCACCACAGCCGCAGCCCAGCUAGAACCCCCUGCCCAAGCAGCAGCCUCAUCCUCAAUAACCACAACCGCAAUAACCACAGCCGCUGCCCCAAACCGGCUGCCUGGCACCCCGCCGCCGCAGCCCAGCCCGCUGAAUUCCGUAUCACGCAGCAUGCGCAGCAUGCGCCUGGCGCUCAAAUCUCUCCGCACCCGUGCAACCGCUGCCACCUCCUCCUCCUCUUUCCCUUCCUCCUCCUCCUCCUCCUCCUCUCCUGCGGGUGCGGGUGCGGGUGCGGGUGCCACCCACCUGGUGGUGCUGGCCAAUGGGCUGUUCGGCAGCCCUGCCAACUGGGAGGUGGUGUGCGAGGAGCUGCGGGAGCAGCUGGACAUGCGGAGCGUGCUGCUGCACCCCUCGCAGGCCAACCGCCUGACGGACACGUACGAUGGUAUUGACGUGUGCGGUGAGCGGCUGGCGCAGGAGAUCCGGGCAGUGGCUGCGGCGCACCCCUCCCUGGAGCGCAUCUCAGUCAUCGGGCACUCCAUGGGCGGUCUGCUGCUUCGCUACGCGCUGGGCCGGCUCUACAACCCUGCCACGGGGCGGGUGGCGGGGCUGCGUCCCGCGCACUUCGUGUCCAUGGCCACCCCGCACCUGGGCUGCGAUGCGCAUGGACUGGCGCAGGUCCCCUUCAUCGGCUGGGUGGGAGUCAAGCCGGUGCAGCGCAUGUUGCAGGCGCUCUCCGUCCCCACCGCCAGCCUGCUCUUCCGCCGCACCGGCCGCCAGUUCUUCCUCGCGGACGGGGGCGCCUCCUCCUCCUCCACCACCACCAUCACCACCACCACCACCACCAUGACAGCUGCAGCAGCAACAGCAGCACCUGUCCCGGCUGCGGCUGCUGCUCCGGUCUCGGCACCUGCCCAUACCUCGGUCUCAUCCGCAGGCCGUAUCGCCAGCAGCAGCAUCACCACCACCAUUACCACCUACGCAGCGGGCGCUCCUGCUGCUGCCGCUCCUUCGGGGGCAAGCCGGAGCUUCGCGGUGACAUCCUCCUCAUCCUUCUCCUCCUCAACAGCACCAAGGUCGUCCCCAUCACGUCCUCUGUCUCAAACCAUGAUGCCCGCCCGCCAUGGAACGCCCUCCAGCCCAGCCGUCUCUCCUUCAGGCCCCCUCCCUGCCACCUCCCCCACUGCUGCUGCUACCCCGCCCUCUUCCUCCUCCUCCUCCUCCGCCGCCUCCGCCCCCGCCGCCUCUCCUGCUGCUUCCAUACCGCCGCUGCUGUACCGCAUGACGCAGGACGAGCCGCAGCGGGGGCUGUACUGCUACUCGGCACUUGCCAGCUUCGCCAGCCGUACAGCAUACGCUAACACAGACGGGGACCAUCUGGUGGGGUGGGCCAACUCCUCGCUGCGCUUCCUGCACCAGCUGCCGCCACUGCCGCCGGAGGCAGCCCGGGCGAGAGGGGUGGUGCUGCAGGACCCGCUGCUGGCCGCUUUCGAUGUGCGCGCCAAACCCGAUCCGGAGCCGCAGCAUGCGGCAGGCAGCGCUGACCUACCCAUCGACCCGCUGCCAUCAACACCCCCACCAGCACCUCAGUCGCUCCUGUCCUCGCCCCAGCAGCACCCGCAGCAACAGCCUCUGGAGAGCAACGGUAAUGGCAACGGUGGCGGUAACGGUAGCGCUACCGGCGCUGUCGGCUUUAGCGACAACACAACCGCCACAACUGCCACCGCCGCCACUGCUGCAGCUAGUGCUGCUGCGCUGGCCGAGGUGAUGCUGGUGCGGCUGCAGCGGCUGCCCUGGCGCCGCAUCGACGUGUCGUUCCAGGGGGCAAGAUUCGGCUUCGCGCACAACAACAUCCAGGUGACUCGCCGCUGGUUUAACUUCGAGGGGCUGGCGGUGGUGCACCACCUGGCUCGGCAGCUGGCAGCACUGGAGCAGGUGUGGGAGCAGCAGCAGCAGCAGUGCAGGGAGGA